This is a messenger RNA of Trypanosoma cruzi, 2244 nucleotides long. RefSeq lists its product as uncharacterized. NCBI's taxonomy places the organism in Eukaryota, Euglenozoa, Kinetoplastea, Trypanosomatida, Trypanosomatidae. The record is from RefSeq and is a predicted model, not a curated record. The coding region runs from base 1 to 2244 and encodes 747 amino acids. The transcript has a single exon.
AUGAGUUGGCUGAAGGCGAUAGAGAAGGUGUGCGCUCGGGUCGCAGUGGGCCCCGCCGCACAGACUUCUCUCGUUUCAAGCAUCGCUGUGGCCGGCCGCCUUGUGCCAGCGGUGAAUAGGGACGGAUGGCAACAGAAACAACAAGAAAAAGAUGAAGAACACACACCGGCGACAAGGGAGGUAGAACCGUCAACGGCUGCGCUUCAUGGCGUCAGCGACACGUGGAGUAGUGCCCUGGCGGUCAUUAAGUUCUCUCAAUCCGGCCCGCAACGUGACAUUGCGUGGCAGAUGCACCAACUUCCACUCCCCCUUGCGGCGCAGUGUGUGGCAAUUCUGUUUGAGGCCGGACAAUUUGCAAUGGGAGUGGAAUUGAUGCACUCAUGGCAGCAUCCGGAGGCAAGGACAACAAUCCGCGCAAAGUCACGGGCAACGAAUUGGAUGCGUAGGACAAUAAAGACAUUAGGCGUCAUUGGGGACGUGGAGACGUUACGAACUGUUGUGUCGGUACUCCAUCAAUCGUUGAUGGAACAAAAACAUCGGCUGCAGCGACAACCCGGUCCUCACACAAAUGCGUCUUCUUCUGAGCCGUCGGUGGGUGUGACUAGCGAGGAUAGUUAUCCGUUUCUCUCAGCGCUUGGCAUGCAACGAACACGGCUGUUACUUGUAAAGGCCGUGCAUGAACUUUCCAUGCAAGAUGAAGGUGUCGUCCCGGUCUACGAGAAGCUCAGUUGGAUCAAUGCAACGGCACUGGCAACCAGGCCGCAAGGCGCACAAUCCCCGUGUCUCAUCCCAUUUAUUCUACAAGAAGACUUUGUUAAUGUCAUUGAGCCGAGCCCCUCCUACGACGAGAAUCUUUUGCAGCAGAUUGGUCCGGCCUUCCUCAGUGGAUUUGUUCAUCCCACACAGUGUGGUCCUGCAGAAAUUCUUUCCAUGCCACGAAAUGAGAUUCGGUGUCUUUACAAGAAGGGGAUUGGCCCGUCAGGGAAGCUUUGGACCGAAGUGAAGGACCUCGUGCUGCCCGACUCCCACAUUCUACAGCAGGCUUUUCAGGCGGCAACUCUGGUAGACGCUCUAUUUGGCCCUGUAGAACACAUCUUACCGAGGCAUAGGCGGGGUAAAAAACGUACUUCAGAAUUGACGAAAAAUCAGAGCCAGUUGCGGAGUUUUUUCAUCUCACAACUUCGCUCAUCGCGGUCUCUGUCGCGGAGAAGGUGGAGUUGUGCGCUACUGCGAUAUCCGCGUCUUUUGCAGCGAUUAAAUUUGUCGCCACUGAUGGUUUUUUGCGAGUUGGCGCUGACGUUUUGUAGUUUUAAAGUACAUGUUCCUUUUGUUCGCUGUUGCAUGCCUUUGCUGCGACGGCUGCGACGAAUGGGCCAUGACGAGAAGGCUGCACGGUUGGUAUGGAACCAUCUUUCUGUUGACAGCCCUGUCCUUGCCUUGUUGUUUAAGGAAAAUCCGUGGGCUCUGGAAGAUGCGGUCACCGUCAUUUGUCGCACGAUGCGCACGGGUGUGGGAAUGCGCAGAGAGGCGUGGAUGGGCCAUCGAUCACUUGCCGUACUGCGUGUGGCCGCCGCCUCUGGGCUAUUGACGCCUGCACACUGCAUUCCUACUUGUGCUGCCGCCCUUGACUGUGGCGUACACUUUGCCACCGUUCAGCAACUUGUGGAAGAGGUGUUCGGCCAUGAUGGCGACACGACACAGUGGGUCCUGAACAUGGUGCGACUGACCACCGAGAGUCACACGACGCGUCUUCUUGUGCCUUUGGAGUCCCCGUCUCACUCGACUCGAAUGCGCAGCCUUUUGCGAAGACAUGCGUAUGAGUCGAAUGCGAUCUGCUCACCGCCAUCGGUGGAACUAUGUGUGCCGUCCCGUAGUAAAAUUCUUGCACUCUGGACGUUGGUAAAUGACGAGUUCACGAGUAUUUCUUUGUGUCGAUUGAUAUGUCGUCUCUUUUUAGAUGAGGGAUCUCUAAUGGAGUCGAAUAACAUAAGUGAAGCAACGCAUUUAGGUUUACAAGGGCUCAAUAACUUUUUUUGUGAGGAGGUGCUUGCAUCCAUCGCAGCCAAUUGCACAACAGAGAGGAGUUAUGUGAUAUUUAUGGAUGCAAUUCUUUCACGGCGUCGCCUGCGGGAUGCUCAAAGGUGUAAGCAACUUUUGUUGAGUGAGAUGGACGAUGAAUGCGGACAUGUCGUAUUGCCCAGUCUUGCCAUUGAGAAAGUGAGCAUUCCCUCAGGGGCCUGCUAG